This is a messenger RNA of Perca flavescens (yellow perch), 7112 nucleotides long. Its product is annotated as E3 ubiquitin-protein ligase MARCH6. Gene Ontology annotation, biological process: ERAD pathway. Bases 223 to 3024 code for a protein of 933 amino acids. Lineage: Eukaryota; Metazoa; Chordata; Actinopteri; Perciformes; Percidae. Gene Ontology annotation, molecular function: zinc ion binding. The transcript has 26 exons. Gene Ontology annotation, cellular component: endoplasmic reticulum membrane. The record is from RefSeq and is a predicted model, not a curated record.
AUCACAAACAUGGUUUGGGCUAUUUGGUAGUAUGUGAACAUAACCUGACUGCUAGCAGAUCUACUACGAAGUGAAAAGGCUUUAUUUGAUUUCGAAACGUGUGGUCACGUCAAAGAUAAUCGGAUCUUGAACUAAGUUGAAAUGUUUACAUGUAGAAAGUUAGCCGUCAUCGCUUUUAUACUGACGGACUAGCCUGACUAUUGUGAAGCAGGGCCAGUCAAGAUGGACACCGCUGAGGAAGCGGACAUCUGUCGGGUAUGCCGGUCAGAGGGCAGCCAGGACAAGCCGCUCUACCAUCCCUGUGUCUGCACUGGUAGCAUCAAGUUUAUCCAUCAGGAAUGCUUACUGCAGUGGUUGAAACACAGCAGAAAAGAAUACUGUGAAUUAUGCAAACACAGGUUUGCAUUUACACCAAUCUACUCUCCUGACAUGCCAUCUCGCUUGCCUGUCCAGGACAUCUGUGCAGGGCUGGUCACCAGUAUUGGAACAGCCAUUCGAUACUGGUUCCACUACACACUGGUGGCCUUUGCCUGGCUAGGCGUGGUGCCUCUCACAGCAUGUCGUAUCUACAAGUGUGUAUUUACUGGCUCUGUGAGCUCUCUUCUUACUCUGCCAUUAGAUAUGCUUUCAACGCAAAACCUGCUUGCAGACUGCCUUCAGGGCUGUUUUGUGGUCACUUGCACGCUGUGCGCCUUCAUCAGCCUGGUGUGGCUUAGAGAGCAGAUUGUCCACGGUGGCGCCCCUCAGUGGUUAGAGCAAAAUCCACCCCCUCUAGUUCCUAACCAGCCUGAGGGUCCUGCACCAGCUAAUGAGGUUCCAGGUGGUAACAUUGGCGUCAACGCCCAGGCUGCUGCCGACGUCGCAGAAGCCCAGCACCCUGCAGACCCUGCCCCAGACGGUCUGGCACCGGCCAAUCCGCAUGAAGCUGGCCACCACGGAGACGAGGCUGAACUGGACGAUGAGGAAGGAGAUGACGAUGGGGAGGAGGAGGAGGAGGAGGACGACGACGAGGAGGAUGACGAUGAGGAAGGCAGGGAAGAGGAUGCUGCUGAUGGCAAUAAUGGAGGACAAGAAGAUUUGAACUGGAACGCCCUGGAGUGGGACCGUGCAGCAGAGGAGUUGACCUGGGAAAGGAUGCUGGGGCUGGAUGGCUCCCUAGUUUUCUUGGAGCAUGUGUUCUGGGUGGUGUCUCUCAACACACUCUUCAUCCUGGUCUUUGCUUUUUGCCCGUAUCACAUCGGCCAUUUCUCAGUUGUUGGACUGGGCUUUGAAGACUAUGUCAAAGCGUCGCACUUUGACGGCCUCGUCACCACCAUACUGGGGUACAUCCUCCUGGCUGGAGCUCUCAUAGUCUGCCAUGCGUUGGCUUCAUUAGUGAAGUUCCAGCGGCCCAGACGCCUCUUGGGUGUCUGCUACAUUGUUGUCAAGGUGUCCCUGCUGGUUGUCAUGGAGAUUGGCUUGUUCCCACUGAUUUGUGGUUGGUGGCUCGACAUUUGCUCGCUGGAGAUGUUUGAUGCGACUCUAAAAGACAGGGAGCAGAGUUUUGACGCGGCCCCGGGUACCACCAUGUUCUUCCAUUGGCUGGUCGGCAUGGUCUACGUCUUUUACUUCGCCUCCUUCAUCCUUUUGCUCAGAGAGGUGCUUCGGCCGGGUGUGCUGUGGUUCCUGAGGAACCUGAACGAUCCAGACUUCAACCCAGUCCAAGAGAUGAUCCACCUGCCCAUUUACAGACACCUGAGGAGGUUUAUUCUCUCUGUGGUGGUGUUUGGCUCUAUAGUUCUGCUGAUGCUUUGGCUUCCUAUCAGAAUCAUCAAACUGCUCUUUCCGACCUUCCUGCCCUACAACGUCAUGCUUUACAGCGACGCACCGGUCAGCGAGUUGUCAUUGGAGCUGCUGUUGCUUCAGGUUGUCCUGCCGGCAUUGCUGGAGCAGGGUCACACUCGCCAGUGGCUCAAACGGCUCGUCCACGCCUGGACGUUCACAGCCGGAUACAUGCUUGACCUUCACUCCUACCUGCUGGGGGACCAUGAAGACGAUGACAACCAACCAAACAACAACGCUCCCGGUCGCCAUAACAACAACAGGAUCCCUGGCCUGGGGGAGGGUCUUCACGCUGCCCAUCAGGCCAUUCUGCAGCAGGGGGGUCCUGUUGGUUUCCAGUCGUACCACCGGCCCCUCAACUUCCCCCUCAAGAUCAUUCUGCUGGUAGUCUUUAUGUGCGUGGCGCUGUUACUGGCUAGUCUGAUCUGCCUUACACUGCCGGUGUGUGCAGGUCGCUGGCUGAUGUCUUUCUGGAUGGGCAAUGCCAUGGUUCACGAGCUGUACACCGCGGCCAGCGGUCUGUACAUCUGCUGGCUGUCCAUUCGAGCCGCCACCGUGAUGCUGUCCUGGAUGCCACAGGGGCGGACCAUGAUCAUGCUCAAAGUCCACGAGUGGACGCUCAUGAUCCUUAAGACCCUGGUGGUGGCCGUGCUGUUAGCCGGGGUGAUUCCUCUGCUGUUGGGUCUGCUGUUUGAGCUGGUUAUCGUUGCUCCUCUCAGAGUCCAGCUGCACCAGACGCCUCUCUUCUACCCCUGGCAGGACUGGGCACUGGGAGUGCUCCAUGCUAAAAUCAUCGCUGCCAUCACACUGAUGGGCCCUCAGUGGUGGCUCAAAACCGUCAUUGAGCAGGUGUAUGCUAACGGUAUCCGAAACAUUGACCUCAAUUUCAUCGUGCGAGGGCUAGCCGCCCCAGUCAUCUGCGUCCUGCUGCUGUCUCUCAGUGUGCCCUACACUAUCUCUAAAGGCAUUACACCACUGCUGGGUGUGCAGCCAGAGAUGCAGAUGCUGGUGGAUAGGAGGAUCUAUCCCUUCCUGCUGAUGGUGGUCAUACUGUUGGCCAUCCUGUUCUUCCAGAUAAGACAGUUCAGACGCCUCUACGAACACAUCAAGAAUGACAAAUACCUGGUUGGACAGCGACUGGUGAACUAUGAACGUAAGACAGGCAGGAGGGCGUCCAGCUCCUCACACAGCACCUCCUCAUAGACCUGCCACUGCUCUGGGAUCAGUGGAGCCGACUAUCAUCCGCUCCUGUGGUGAAACCUUUUUUUUUUUUUUUUUUUUUUUUCCUCCGUGCUCGGCUGUCAAUUGCCAACUUCAAACACCACCUCUAAACUUUUGACUGCAGCCUCGACUUCUUAGACACCGACAUCUACUGCUGUCACAGGUUGGGAGACAAAGACGUUGAAGAGUGAAAAGACAAAAUGGUCUCAAAACUUUUUCGUGGAAAAGAAAUUUGAAUUUCUGAACAUGGUUGUGAACCAACAUGCAAUAACAGUCCGUUUUGACUGUCCAUCCUGUUUUAAUGUGUCCGUCUUUUUUCUUCAACGCAGCUGACAUUUUAAGUUGUAAUUAUAUUAUUUUGAAAUAGGUUUGAGUUGGAGUCGGGUCAGUUGAGUAUAGAGUUUGCCUCAGAUUGUGCUUCCGUUUGAAUGCUUGUUGUGAAAUAUUGUCUUGAUUGUCUCUUAAUAGGACGUGUUUGAAAGUUUCAGAGCUGUAGAGGCGAUAUGUUAACUAUCACGGAGACGCCUCUGUGGUUCUAUUUCAGUUGUCGAUUUGCCUCAAAUGACACCCUUCAGCAAAUUGAGGUCGUCCGUGAUAAGGAGGGACACGCAUGAAGUAGCAACGUGAUUUGUUUUUUAAUUUUUUAGAUGUUUUUAUUAGACGUCUUUUCAUUGAUUUUUAGUGUUACAUUUCUGGAGUAAGCUGUUGGAUAGUCCUGAGAAUUCCUUUUGAAGUAAAGAUAUAAGUUAGAAAGUAAGAAGAAAAGGAAUUUUUUGACAAUCUGGAAACAGCCCAAGACAUGUUUUUUUCUUUUUUCUUUCUUUCUUAAGAUGUUCUCAUGUGAAUUUUAAACAGUCUGGGUUGUGUAAUACCUCCUUGAGCAUAUCCACCUUCAGGAGAGGGAGAGGUCAUUAAGUGAAGUUUCAACUACAAAUAUUUAAACUGGAAGAACAUUUCAGAUUGUGCCUGUUACGCCCUUAGACUGAUAAUGAUUUUACAGAAAUAUUUAUUCUGACAAAAUUAAGUGACACUGAUUUUCAUUGGGGGGGAAAAGUGACUCUUGUGGACUACAGAUAACUGACUGGCAAACUACAGUUGACCAAUCUCAGUUUGCGCAAGGGAGCGCUGGUAAUCUAACGGAGUACCAAGCACUAGAUAAAAUGCAGGAAAUUGGUUGGCGGAAGUGGCAAUCUGCCACAUGUAUCUUUUUACUUUUUGCUAAAACUCAGAAGGAUUUCCUUUUUUUCUAUACUGUGACGUUGCUCUCAUUAAUCAAUCGAUUGCUGCCACCUGCUGAGCUGAAUCUCUAUCGAUCCGAUCUCAUCUUGUAAUCAAUUUAGUUACUAUGACAGCGGAACAGUCGCCUACCGAAAUGCAGCGUGAAGAUUUCAAAUUACAUUUCACAAACAUAAUUACGAGCUGAAUGAUCAGCUGAUUAGCGUUGGUUAGAUUAGUAUAAUUGGAUGUUUGUCGCUCGUUCUAAAACGCUCUGAAUACUACCAACUCUGAAAAACCACGUUUGUCCAUGUAUGCAGAUAUAAUUUAAAACAAAAUCAUAUCUACAUUUACACAGGAUUGGCAGUUUAAUAUAGAUUUUCCCUUAAAACCGUUUUGUUCCUGCUAUGCUACAGUACAGCGACUCUCUGUUUACAUAGUUGAUUGCUUUUGAUUGGAGAAGCAUGGAGCUACAAUUGUUUCCUAGCUAUCGAUUUUAACAUCACUGACGUCUUUACCGCAUUCCUUGCGUUGUAAUGGUGCAACCUAUUUUAGUAAAUUACAAGGGAUAAAACUAUCGUGUUCUUUCUAAGAACGUACGGAGGACUUUCACACAAACUUAAGGAAGGAUUUAGCUGGUGCAACCCAGUCCUGCUCCUUUUUUUCUUGCAGCUUAAAGUUGUUUUUCAUAAAUAAUAAUUUAACACCUGCACGCCUUCUCUAAGAUACACUACUCCAAUAUUUAGCAACCUGAAAGAAAUCCAAGGGAAAUCAAAAGACUCUCUUUGAUCCACUUGUCUGUUUAAUAAUGGACAAGUGUGUUGCCCUCAGUCCGCUCAACUAAUGGCUAAUGUCUUUAAAGCAUUUUAGGGAAAUGAGGGGGAAUUGAAUGUGCCAUUAUCCUGUAAUCACCACUAGUGUCCACAGUGGCUGCUGUUCAGCACAAGUUACAUAGUCUACCUAUUAAAGCAACACUAGAGAACUUUUCCCGCUUCGGUCCCCCUACAGGUUGGAAGCGGAAUGGUCCAUUACAUCGUCCAGUUCAUUCGAACUACAGAUCCGCUACUUGAUCUGGCAAACUUGCACAAUGUCAUGUAACGGACAAUUUCGCUUCCAACCUUAAACAGGGCCGUCUCUUCCAUACUGUUCUAUCUCUUCUUGGCAUAUCGCUCCAGGUGCUCAAACUGAUUAGCUGCAGCUGACUCAAAGAGAUCCUUUUAAAAUCAACUCUCUACUUCAGCUCCUCACGGCUGGCGCUCCGAUUUAACUGAAGGUUGACACUGACACUGGUGUUUGAAAGAAUCUGUCUCUUUGAGCUGUCACUGAAGCUCAGGGAGUCAUGUUUCCUACAUGUCUUCAAAGGUUUGUCUCGAGCUCAAUCUUAAACUCAGAACAGAAGUGCAUGAAAUGAUGUGUGUCUCUAAACCCAGCAAAAAUAUUGCAACCACAAGAUAAUGCAUAGAAACGAGAGGCGGCACGUUAAUAUUCAAAAUUUUGGUUCACCAAUUUACAGGAAUAGGUCAACCGUACGCGAAUACGAGAGUUAGAUGAAAAGAUCAAUACCAUAGUCGUAUCUGUACAUUUAAAUAUGAAGCUAGAGCCAUGAGACGCUUAGCUUAGCUUAGCAUAAAUACUGGAAACAGGGAAACGGCUAGCCUGGCUCCGGCCAAAUGUAACAAAAUACAUACCCGCACCUCUAAAGCUCACUCAUUAACACGUUAUGUCUCGUCUGUACAAAAAUUGUUGGUUUCACAAAGGAUUACAUACUGGAACUAUUUCUUGAUAGGGGGGGCAGUGACUCCCUGGAGUCUCCGCUGGUUGCCUGGCAACCUCAAGACUUUCCAAAAUGUCAAACAAUCGCUUUAAGGUUCCAGACACUUUGCUUUCUACAACUACUUAAACUCCCAAAGCACUAUUUGCAUGGGAAUGUAAAGUCGGUGUCUUAACCGUUGUAUUCCAACUCUGCUCCACAACCCGUUAGAAAAAUGCCCAAAAGUUGGUCCCUUCCUGUUUCUAUGAAAGUUUCAAAAUUUUAGGUUAGAAGUUAUAUUCCUAGACCCACUACAGAACAAAACCAUCACAAUUAAACUCAAGAUUUACGAUACGAGACGUUAAUAUACUUCCGAUGACAGUAACGAGCCCCAGCCAUUCUUUUUAAACUGUUUCUUGCUGCUCCUUAACGCCUGAGAGAGAAGUUUCAGAUGUUUUUAGAGAUCCUUUUUUAGGGGACAAUAAUGGUCAAGUAGUAAUUAAGAUUUAUUUAGUUUUUUUUUCUUCCAUGCAAAUGUUUUAAUGUGCACUUUAUACCACAAUUUGCAAUCAUUUCAGAAUCCAUUCAUUGUAACACCGUCAACACGUGUUCUUUCCCUUCCACCGAGACUAUGUCGAGACUAACAUGUCAGGAUGUUACUGCGUUGACUCUGCACCGUGGGUUUGACUUAAAAGAUGAAUUUCAGUUUUGCAUACAUUUUUGACACUGCAUUUGUGUGAGAAUUUUUACAGUAGGAGUUUGACGAAUAUAACCUGCUUUUCUAUUGAUAUGGAUUGUGUAAUUACAUUAACUUUAGUGCUGACAGCUGUAAUGCUGCUGUGUGGAAUGCUCACACUAUAUAUAUAUAUAUAUAUAUAUAUAUAUAUAUAUAUAUAUAUAUGAUGCUAUAAAGUGACCUUUAAGUAUCUUCGUGAACUAAGCUGGACACAUCAAAUUUUGGUCAUGAAUUUCAAUUUCUAGAAGCAAAUGAUUUCUAUUUUUAUAUGUGCAAAAACGGCAGUGGUGUUUACUGUAACAAAGGUACACUCUAAGGUCUAUUAAUUGUUGGUUCAGAAAUAUGAAACAAAAUAAAUAGUUGAAAUGA